GAACAAAAAUUUGUGAUGAUCUGUACAAAUCAGGCAAGACAAUCACCGGGGUGUAUACAAUCGACCCGGAUGGCCUGGGAGCGUUUACUGUUCCUUGUGAUAUGGAAACCACUCCAGGGAGGGGCUGGACUAUAUUCCAAAGACGUAUAGAUGGCUCUGAGAACUUUAACAGAACCUGGGCGGAGUACAAAUCCGGAUUUGGCAAUUUGUCUGGUGAAUUUUGGCUCGGAUUAGACAAGAUUCAUCGUCUCUCAGCCAAUGGACAGAAUUGGCUGAGAAUUGAUCUCGACACUUUUGAAAACGGGGCAGCUUAUGCAUUGUAUGAAUCCUUUUCUGUGGGAAAUGAAAGAGACGCUUACGUUUUAAAUAUUGGUAACUACUCAGGUAAUAAUCAAUAUAUAGAUAUAAAUUCCACUACCGUAGGAAGCAAUUUUGUAUUGGAGGACGGGGGAGGGGGUGGCUGAUUAGUCAGGGGCGAUUAUUAGGUCAUUGUUUCCCUCUCAAACUUUACAGAUUGUCGCUAGUUUAGAAAUUGUUGGGAGGGCUGAAGCCCCUCCCCCCAGCUUCCCCUUGCUACGGCCCUGAAUUCUUUGCAUGCUUGCAAUUUAAAACAUAAUUCUUAAACUCAUUGUCGUGUUUAUAUUCAUAUUCAUGCUACUUCAUGUAUGUAUGAUAUAGUGGAUUAAAGGAUUUGAAAAAGAAAGCACGUACGUGCAAUUCUAUACAAAUCAGGGUUUAUUUUAACGUGCAGCUCUACACAAAAUGUGCAUUUCUAAACCCGUUUGUGCAGUUCUUAAAACUCAAAUGUGCAGUUACCAAAUUAACAAAAAUAUAACCUCAAAACAGUCUUCUCAUUUACGCGUUUUCCUUGUGGAUGCUCCAGAUGCCAGAAAUAUUGUCAUUGAGCAUCAAAAAUCUAAAUGUUUUCUGGGAGAGGAUCACCAGACCCUCAUAUUUUCCAGCUCACAAAUCACAUACGUGCUGGGGGUAAUGGAACAGGAGGUAAAAUUAGUGUGAGCGAAGCUAUCCAAAAGAGAUUAGAGUGGGAGAACCUAAUAUUCUUUGCUGCCUAAGGUUAUUAUAUAUUGAGUAUUCAUGAUUCACAGUUACAUGUUUUGAAACAGUUUUUGUGGGUGGUUGGGUGAAACAAAUCUUUGGCAGAACUUACGAGCCUCUAAAUUCAAAAUUGGGGGGAGUCCCCUACCUGUAGCUCUCCCACCCAGAAUUGAGUUUCUCUUGUCCCACCCAACCACGCCUUUAUUCUGCCACCUAUAUACAAGUUAAGAGUCAUAAUUUACAAUGUUAACUAUAAAUUUACAACGUUAGAUAUAGAUAAAAAUCCUUUGACCCCCCAGUCAAGCACCCUUUGACUCCCAGUCAAACACGUGAUGCUUUGUAACAUCCUUAAUAUGUGCAGUUCUAAAUUUUUCUUAAAAUAAACCCUGAUACACAUUACUGAUUUAUGAACAAAAAACAAAGAAAACCAGCAUCAUAUCGUUGUCUUGGUAACAUGUGUAUUAUACACCAUGAAUGAAACGAACUAUCGCUUUGGAUUUGUAUAAUAAAAUUGGUAAAAUUUUAGCUCCUUUAACACCAAAUAUUUCCGAGAGAAGGGGAAAUAACAGGAAACAUUAAAGCCCACGAAGUUAUUGAAACUCCUACACGUGACAAACAUCACGGUAACUUGAUUGGCUAAAAUAUCAUGAAUUAUUAAUGAUUUUGUGAAUUUUUGUUUAAUAUUUACUUCGCAGGGACAGCAAGAAAUUCUUUUAAAUAUCACAAUGGAAUGAAAUUCAGCACUCUAGACGUAGAGAAUCAUAAGUCCCAGAAGACUAACUGCGGAAAGGCAUGGAAAGGCGGAUGGUGGUUUAACAGUUGUAGUAAUGCCUACUUGAAUGGUAAAUAUCAAGAACCUGAAAAAAAGUUUGGAAAGCCAGGUAUUUACUGGAAAGGCUUGGUCUCGCCGGACGGAAAAGAUGUUUUAAAGGGCAGUGAAAUGAAACUAGGACCUGCUAAGGUUUAA
Paramuricea clavata is the source of this 2023-nucleotide messenger RNA. The record is from the annotation of a GenBank genome assembly. NCBI's taxonomy places the organism in Eukaryota, Metazoa, Cnidaria, Anthozoa, Malacalcyonacea, Plexauridae.